Molecule: messenger RNA, 1909 nt
Organism: Salvia miltiorrhiza (redroot sage)
Lineage: Eukaryota; Viridiplantae; Streptophyta; Magnoliopsida; Lamiales; Lamiaceae
Product: fatty acyl-CoA reductase 2, chloroplastic-like
Exons: 9
Coding region: 27-1646 (539 amino acids)
Biological process (GO): suberin biosynthetic process; long-chain fatty-acyl-CoA metabolic process
Cellular component (GO): intracellular membrane-bounded organelle
Molecular function (GO): alcohol-forming very long-chain fatty acyl-CoA reductase (NADP+) activity
Source: RefSeq, a predicted model, not a curated record
GCUUGGAGAAUUCAAAGAAAAAGAAAAUGUUGGUAAGUGCAGCAGCAGCAGCAGCUGGUUGCUCAUUCUUCUACCCUCCAACUCCAAUCAAACCUAAUUGUGUGGGAAUAUCCUUUACCAAAGCAAACGUGCACAUUCAUCCUAAAAUUAAUGGUUUUAGUAGCCAAAGUGACAAAAGAAAUUCAUACUUCUCUCGCCGCUGCAAUCCGCCGCCAUCGGAAGUAGCCGCGGCGGUUGAGGUGCACGGAGGAAUAGGGAUACUUGAUUUUUUUGCAGGGGUAAACAUUUUUGUGACUGGUGCAACCGGCCUCCUUGGAAAAGUUGUUGUGGAAAAGAUAUUAAGAUCAACUUCAGUGGGAAAAGUGUACUUGCUAAUAAAGGCAAAAGACAAAGAAGCUGCAUUUGAUAGAUUAAACUGCGAGAUAUUAAACUCGGAAUUGUUCGCGUGUUUGAAAGAAAAAUAUGGGAAUUCAUUUGGAGCCUUUGUAAAGGCGAAAGUAAUAGCUGUGGUGGGAGAUAUCUGUGAACCAAAGCUGGGAAUGGAUUAUGAAAGUAUUGAAGCAAUUAGAAAAGAUGUAAAUGUUAUAAUCCACUCUGCUGCUUGCACAACCUUUAAUGAGAGGUAUGACUUGAUAGUUGAUACUAAUGUGAUUGCGCCUCAACGAUUGAUGAGGUUUGCCAAGACUUGCAACAAACUCCAACUCUUCACACAUAUAUCCACGGCAUAUGUUACUGAGAGAAGAGAAGGUGUAAUACUGGAAGAGCCAUUGAUGAUGGGAGGAGAAGAUGGUAAACUUGAUGUAGCUGAUGAGAUCAGCUUGAUUCUCAAAUCAUCCAUAAACACCAUUGAUGCCACCAAUUUUUUCAAAAAGCUUGGCCAACACAGAAGUGAAAUGUUGGGAUGGAGUACUACAUAUCAACUAAGUAAGGCUAUGGGUGAAAUGUGUGUGAAUGAAAUUAGAGGAGAUGUUCCUCUUCUUAUAAUUAGGCCAGCUUCUAUUUCAAGCUGCUACAGUGAACCCAUCCCUGGUUGGAUACAAGGAAUGAGGGUGAUGGACCCAGUGAUCGUUUCUUAUGGAAAAGGAAUGAUCCCAGCUCUUUACGCAGAUCCUCAUGUCCCUUUUGAUAUUAUACCAGUAGAUUUGGUAGCAAAUAUGACGAUUGCAGCUAUUGCAAAGCAUGGAAAUACACACGCGACAAUGGCACAACCCACAAUCUACCAUGCUGCAUCUAGUCUUCAAAACCCCUUAACAUUCUUCGACGCUUUCGAAUAUCUAUAUGAAUACUUUAAAGAGGCACCUUUAAUUGAAGGAGCAAAUAUAUCAAGAGUCAAAUUUUUCGACGAUUUUGAGGAAUUCUCCAAAUGUUUAAGAGGGGAAAUUAUGCGACAUUAUGGUGCAAAUGGAGAUAGAAAAAUGGUGCGACAGUGCAAUGCCAAAGCUACAUAUGUUGAACAACUCUGUAAGAUGUAUGAAUUCGCCGGAUUCCUCAAACCAAGGUACCAUACAAGUAACACUCAGAAAUUGAUUGAACAAAUGUCAAAAGAGGAGCAACUUAAUUUUCAAGUGGAUAUAAGAAAUAUCAAUUGGAAAAAGUAUCUUCAAGAAAUUCAUGUUCCAGGACUGAGAAAGUAUGUAACUAAUUAGUCUUAUAUCACAAGAUGUACAUAUAAGGAAUUUGUACACUUGUUCACGUGAGUAUAUGUAAUUCUUCUUUGCAUUAUUAUAUAUGUGAUAAAAUAAUAUCACACCUCAUAUAAAUGAGGGUUAAUAGUAAAAAAAAUACACGAACUAUCACCAAAUUUGCAAAUUGCACAUGACUUUUAAAAAUAUUUUUAGAAUAUACCACAUUUUAAUUUUGUUGUAAUUUACACACGGCGAAAUUUCCGGCGAGGAAUAAGUUUGACCGG